Molecule: messenger RNA, 2413 nt
Organism: Leptidea sinapis
Lineage: Eukaryota; Metazoa; Arthropoda; Insecta; Lepidoptera; Pieridae
Product: stabilizer of axonemal microtubules 1
Exons: 13
Coding region: 129-1688 (519 amino acids)
Biological process (GO): microtubule anchoring
Cellular component (GO): centriole; axonemal microtubule; cytoskeleton
Molecular function (GO): microtubule binding
Source: RefSeq, a predicted model, not a curated record
ACACCCGUCACUUUAGUAUCAAUUUUUAAGUAUGGUUUUUUAAAUCUUUUCCGUUUUCUAAAUAAUUUUAGUUUUUAGAUUAAUUUUAUUACAGUGUUAUUAAAUAGUUUUAGAUUAUACAAUAAAUUAUGCCAGAAUGCGAGCCCUGUCCUGCUGCAGCGCCUUGCGCCCCAACUGCUGGAAUCAAAUCUGGUCCACGAGACGGAAAAGCAAUAGAUGGCAGGCAGGAGCAGUCCUGUCCUUGCAGGUCCUGCUGCUGUGGAAAACCGCCUAUUAUCAAACCGUGCUAUAAACAACCAAAGAUCCCGGACUCGUAUGCACCAAGGCGAUGCUACAUGAAACCUAGCGCUCCGGUAGAGUGUUGCACCACGUACAAGAUGUCGUACUUGCCUGUUGAUGGGUGCAAGAACCUUCGGGGUGAGGCCAGGAAACCAGCGCCCAACUUGGUGCCGAGCUGUGAGCCGAUGGAAUCAGGAACAGUCCAAAAGUUGUCGUUCCUGCCGAACCCAGUGUGCGUGACGCAGCCUAUACGACCCUGCCACCACGACAUGUGGGGUCAGGGACCGAUGCAGAACCUCACUACCCAACGACACGACUACGUGCCGAAGCCGUGCGUUCUCCGCGAGAGUUUCAAGCCGGCGCCGAAACUGCAUUGUGUGGAGACCCCGUUUGAAAAUCGAACAGUGAACAAGCUGUCCUACCUCCCGCCUGAUAAAAUUGAAUUGGCGAAAUCUUUUGCGCCGCAGCGAUGCUACGAGAAACCAGCUGCCAAGAUGGACUGUGCAACUACCCAUAAGAUGAGCUUUAUGCCUAACCAAGUUUUGGCCAAGGAGCCCUUACCCUGGGCAUGUAAGGGGCAGUACCAGAAGCCAUGUCAGAAGCUCGAAGACAACACGACUUAUACCAUGAGCUUCUUAAAUCCGGAUGGUGACUGCCGCCGCCGUGCUAUCAUCCCCAAUAGUUGCACCAAUCCAGUAACAGCUUCGAAACGUUUUGAGACUCAAACCGUCUAUAAGAACAGCUAUCUCCCGGCUACGGCAAUAAUUCCUCAGCCAGUCAAGCCAUUGCCGAACCUGGUGCCUUCUACAGCACUGAUGGAUGGUGACACGGUCCACAAGUUGUCGUUCCUACCGAACCCAGUGUGCGUGACGCAGCCGAUACGACCCUGCCACCACGACAUGUGGGGCCAGGGACCGAUGCAGAACCUCACGACCCAACGACACGACUACGUGCCGAAGCCGGCGGCGGUGCGAGAGUCGUGCAAGCCGCCGCACAAAUUCCACGCUGUCGAACAGCCAUUUGAAAAUCGAACGGUUAACCGAAUGUCGUUCCUGGACCCUGGUCGCAUAGCGCCGCCUAACUCCUUCGCACCAAGCAGAUGCUAUGAGAAACCCAACGCCAAAAUGGAGAGCGAGACAACACAGAAGAUGUCUUACCAGCCUGUAUGCGCGCCGGCGCCGCAAAGACCACCUUGGGCCUGCAAAGGACAGUACCAGAAGCCGUGUCAAAAGUUGGAAGGCACUACGGUGUAUCGCUCUUCGUUCCUGCCGCCUGGUGAAGACUGUACCGAAUACAUGGAUCCUUGCCAGUACGGUGACUGCAAACCUUGUUCCUGCAUAUGCCCAGCUGAAUGUAUAGCAACAGAUCCAUGCGCAUGCAACUUCCCGACGGCACAAUGCUGCGCGUAACACUUUGAUUGUCGUCAUUUGACGUGUCGGGUAUUCUAAGCAUGAUGUGUAAAUUAUUGUAAUGUAAAUACUACGGCUUCACUACCUCACCGUGUAACCCUGCUACCGCAUUAAUUACCGCUUAAAUUAAAAAUAAAGUAACGUGGUUACACUGGGGUUCAAUUUGCGAAAGAAGGCAGAAUUACUCCAUAUUGGAUGGCAUUGCUCAAUAAUGCCAUUAAGCAUACAUGCACCUAGGUAGCCCGUGAUAUGGUAUGGGAUGGAAAGGGAUGUUAUGGUUUGGUUUAUCGGGCAAAUUUCCGCACAAUGAAAAAUAUUUUGCGUGUGUGGGAAUAUAUUUGUUAUUCCAGAAACCUUAGCAACCUCCUCGCCUUCCUUUCCGGGAGUUUGUUUGGGGGUACCAAGAUGUUGAUCCCCGUAAGUCGCUACAAGUGGACAAUGCAAAAGUACAUGCACAGCCAAUUCUUCUGCCACCAUGGAAGCCCUGCACAGGGGGCUGACAGCUAUGCCUAUAUUAAAUAGAUGUUUAUUAUAAGGACUGCUUUAAUUAAAGCCAUAUAACCAUUGCCAUAUCACGGUAGUGAGGCCUUAGCGAAUGUAUUUUUUGAGGUUUUACGAGUUUUUUUUACAUCAGUUAAAGACUAUUUUACAACUAGUUUGAUAUGGAUAUGUAUUGUUAAUGUAUUUAAAUUUUAUUUAUCGGUGAAUAAAGUAGUUUGAGGAUU